GUGACAGGGCUGUCAUCAGUGUAGAAGAGGAGCCUAACAGCGAGCUAAUGAAUGCAGACAUAUGUAUCCAUGCAUGGCCCUGUUCCUAUUACUUAGACACUGAGAAACGAUGGGUCUCUGGGAGACUCUCACUGACUCCUAUUGCGGUCAGGUUUACAGCUGACAAGACCAGAGAGCUUCUGGUCAGCUUACAUCUUUCCAGCAUCAGUGAGAUCAAGAAGGAGUCCUCCAGUUUAAUAUUCAGCUCCCUCACAAUUCUGGAGAAGACCACCAAGCACUGGUUCAGUUCCCUCCAGCCCAAUAGAAACGUGGUCUUCAACAUCCUCGAGCACUUCUGGAGGGAGCAGCUGCUGUCGUGCCCAGGGGCUGGCGCUCAGGCAGAUUCUCUGCAAAUGACGAAAGGGAAAGAACUGACUGGUUUACUGGCUGCAUCCCAGAAGCGUAUGGAGGAUACAACAAAGGUGCUCCACUAUCAGGGUGAACAGUUUGAUAACAUCAUGAAAGGACUGAACAAGAUUGACUCUGAAAUGGAUGUAGCAGACAGGUUGUUGACGGAACUUGAAUCGCCUUCUUGGUGGCCAUUCCGUGGCAAACUCUGGAAAGGGCCAUUGGAAGCAAAGCCGAAGGAAGAAGCCACGAUUUCAGGGUCAAAGAACCAGGAAGGAGUAAUAAUCAAAAUUCCAGUGAUCAUCACCCAUGGAACGAAUUCUAAUGUCAUGCCAGGAAAAUUCACACUUUUGGUUUCUGGCCUGGAAAUCAGUGACUCCAAUUCUCAGGUCAUUCACCGGUUCGAACUGGAAGACGUAGAUGAUAUCAAAGUCUAUACGCCAUACGAGGUCAGCAUCCGUCAGAGGUUUAUUGGGAAGCCAGACACCUCUUACAGGCUGUUAUCAGCAAAGAUGCCAGAAGCAAUCCCAGUCUUGGAAAUGCAGUUUAGCAAGAAAAUACAGUUUUUGGAAGAUGCAUUGGGAUUUUUCGGUGCAAGGAAAUCUCCUCAGGCAGAUCUGGGCAAUUCCAUUUGGCAAGCAGCCACUGGACGCAUAGCAAGCGUGGUGCAACCUGGAUCCUCAUUGGGAGAAGGCGGAGGCGGCCAGGCUCAGCUGCAAAAGCAAAAACAAAUUGUGUCUGAAUCAGAAACUCAGGAACUUAAACAGCAGAGAAACUGACCAUACACAGAGUGCUGUCAAGUACACAAAAUAAACAACCUGGAAAAGCAAAGGAAUAUAUCUUCACUAACUUACAUGUUACUUAUAUCUGUAAUGAACCCGAUAUUUUUAGACAGAUGUGACUUUCAAACCGAUUGUUCCCCUUUAAAAUAUUUUGUAAAGAAUAUAUUGGGGGUGUUCCUGGCGUUGUCCUUUUCCUGUCUCUCACUUGAAUGAUGCUUUUGUGGUUUUGUGAUAGCGUCGUAAAAUAGCCACUUAUUCUGUUUGUUCAUUCUUCUCUCACAUAAUGCCAGACUCAAAACCCCUUUUUAAUUAAUUUGGACUGAGUUUGCAAGUACGGAGCAUUAAUUUUAAAGAAGCUAAAAAUGAAAACCUUGCAAAAAAAAACCAUUAUAGUUAACAAAAAUCACUACUAGCAACCCAAGGAUGUCAGAGGUAAGAUUAGACUUAACAGAAACCCAGACAGUUGAAAAGUGGUCUUUGCAGGGAAACAGACUAGAGAUCUUUUUUAAAACCAAACAAAACCCUGAGAAAGUCCCACUAAUCAUUUCAGAGUUCACCAGAGCCCCUUUGGCCUCAAGGGGCCAUUCUGAUAUUCCUAAUACACCCAAGCAAGAUUUUCCAAAGUGUCUGAUUUUGAAGACUUCCAUUUUCAAGUACCCAAAUUGAGAGGCCUGGAUACUGAAUCUGAAAUACUGAGCACCUACUUUCUGAAAAUCUGGUCCCUGUAAAUUGCCUCAGGUUGCACCCCCAAUAAUUGAGGUGCCCAAAAUAACCCCACCUCCUUCCCUCACCCAAGGAUAAAUUCCAUAGUACACCUCUUUGGACAAAAAAAUGGGUCUUGUAAACUAUAUUUCACGACUUUAUGCAUUAAACUCAAUUGAAGUUUCUAGGACUGUCUGCUUUUGAGAGAAGGUGAGGGGAAAGGGGGAAAUGUAAAUUAGGACAAUGCAUUAUGGUCCUCCUGGGAUGGGAUGUGCUCUUCAUACUAGCCCAGCAAGAGCUGCACUGGGCCAGCUUAAUCAGCUAAUUAGCCUGCAAGCAGGGGAGCAUUAGGUUGAAGGCAGCUAAUUAGAAACAGGCUCACCUAUGUUGAAAUAGGCAGGCCUUGUAUAAAGCCAGGUAGGUGGCUGCAGUCCAGGGCUGGUGCUCUUGGGAAAGGCUGCAGUCACUCCUUGAGUGGAGGGAGUUGGAGUCUGGCAAACCCAGAGACGAGGAAAGCCAGAUGUGUAGGAAGAAGCCCAGGAAAACAGAAGCACGAGGUAGGACUGUAAAGGACUGUGGCUGCUUGUUAUAGGGUUCCUGGGCUGGAACUCAGUGUACAGGGUGGGCCUGGGUUCCCCCACCAGCCUCUAGGGAGUGGCAAGGGCAUUGGAGGCACUGGCCAGACAACAGGUCUUUAAAGACUAGGAAUUCCCCGGAAGGGGAGGACUUUAGUGACUUGACCUGAAGGCUAAGCCACAGCUAGGAAGCUGCAGAUCCGAGUUAGCAAGGCAGUAGAACGAGACAAGAUGGGAGAAGACAACACUGGCGGGAGAGCGCAAGCUGGCAUAGCUAAUCCGCAAGACGGCUAGCAAGAGGCACCACUUACGAUGAGUGGAUGCCAUCACAACCCCCAAAAUCAGUAUGCAAAUCAUUUAACUUUCGGACCAAAUGUGCAGUAAUUGAAAUGGAGUUGACCUUUUUUGAGGACUUUAAGGCUUAUGAAAAGCAAAGUCUGAAAUUUAUAAGUGCAGUUACUGCCUCUCUACAAUUCAACCUAGCACUUGUGCAACUCUUAUGCAUUCAGCUGGGUUACUUGUUUAUCUCUUAACCUGUCAGCAAUAUAACUACAGAACUAGAUUUUGCAGUUGUAACAGAAAGAGCAUAAAAACUAAAAUGUUAAAGGAAGGGCUGUUGACCACGAGCUGUGAGGGCUGUUGAAUAUGCCUACAUAUUUUGCAGCACCUCUUAGAAGAGGCUCUUGAGGAAUUCUUUAUUCCAAGGCCAAUUCAUGACAAAUACAUGGCCUAUUUCAAUGGCUGGAAACUCGUAUGGCACUCUGCAUCUGUGAGUAGUGAGUGUAGGCUGCUCCUUACUAAGACGUGAUCCUGACUGCUUCUCCCCCCAGCAGCUCAUGCUGAAGAAGAGCCACAUGUAUUUAUCUUGUCUGCAUUGAGGGCCUCAUCUUCAGUGCUGCUGAUCCCAGAAGUUCUCCGUGCACCAUAUCUGCUGUCUACUCCAGAACUCUGGAGCAGAGUCAGACAGCGCAACUGAGAAUCUAUGCAAACCUCAGCCUUCUUCCCUCUUGAGAUGGAAUGUGGUGGGAUAGAUUAGAAGGGAAGGAGGUAUGAGGAUGUGGAAGAAGAGAAUUGCUAGGAUUGCUUGAAGGGGCAGGUAUACAAAGUAUAUCUGUUUCUGUGGGGUGAACUUUAUUUUAGGGGCCAGGCACAGCACCUUCAUGGCGAUUCAGUACAAACCCUUCCAACUAUUGUUGAGGAUGGUUGGUGUUUCAAAGUGCUGCUCCUGGACCUUGCAGUCAUGGAGCAGGCAGUCAGGGUGUUAUAUAUCUGCUUCUAGCAUGCAGGUAUCUGGCAAACUUCUCAAUGGCCUGAAUAUCUCCAUUAGAUUUGUCCUGUACUCCAGGUUAUUACUGGGAGGCAGCAUUGACUAGUCAAUAGGAUGUAGGACUGGGAGUCAGGAGCCUUGGGUUAUGUUGACUGACUCUGUGACUUCGAGCAAAUGACUUCACUCACUGUGGCUCUGCUUCCCUCUCCGUAAAAUGAGAAGAAUGGUAGUUGAUCAUCUUUGUCAAACAUGUCAAGAUUUAAGGGCAAAACAAGCACUAAGUACAAAAUGUUAAUGUGUGCAGGGCAGUACUGUAAUUGUGGUGUCCACUAUUGUGAAAAUUGCUUCAUGGUAUUCUGACCCUUGUGCGCUGAGUACCAGUAUUUCCUGAAGAGUUUCUCUUGAAAAUUGAUUAUGCUCUUUAUUUUUGGAAUAUCUUUAGUUCUGGACUGGAACUGUGAGGGGCUUUGUAGAGCUCUUUGUGGAAUGAGUAAGACCAACAGACCGUCUUAGGGUCGGAGAGAUGCGAGGGGAAUGGAUAAUUAAUAGGGAAAUAUCUGAGCUACAGGGUAAGCCUGGGGAGAAACAUUCAUAGAUGAAGUUCUUUCACAAAGCUACUCGCAUUUCUAGCAGCAGCUCAGCAAACUGAAU
Molecule: messenger RNA, 4364 nt
Organism: Chelonoidis abingdonii (Abingdon island giant tortoise)
Lineage: Eukaryota; Metazoa; Chordata; Testudines; Testudinidae
Source: RefSeq, a predicted model, not a curated record